AUGUCCGGACGUUUGGAUAUUUCUGAUAAUGGUUUGCCUUAUGACCAUACCAUCAACGGUUUCAAUAAAUGUGUCCUUUGUGGAGAGUCGCCUCAAAAAUUUCCAAAUGAGCCUAGCCGACGUGAAUACCAAGAAAUAAGUGGAAUUUGUCCCUGUUGUUGGGAAAUGACAACGCUCCCCUGUGAUGAAGUAGAGGAAGAAAUCGAACAUGCAAGGAAAGUACUACUUUUUUAUGGGCGCGAAUUCAUUUUUCGAAAUAAAUGGCCGUAUUCAUGGAAAUGUCUUACAUGUAAAAAGUUAGUUCAGGGAGAACAGACCAAAAAACCACACAUAUGUGCAACUAAAAAU
Molecule: messenger RNA, 348 nt
Organism: Dentiscutata erythropus
Lineage: Eukaryota; Fungi; Glomeromycota; Glomeromycetes; Diversisporales; Gigasporaceae
Source: the annotation of a GenBank genome assembly